CGUCGUCCACCCUGUUGAAGCCUGCUCCAAUCCGAUCCGAUCCGAUCUAAUUCGACGGCAGGUGCGUGGAGCAAGGGCGCGCGGGACGGGAGACAGUGAAUCAAUCAUGCCGAGGAGUCCGCAGCUGAGCCUGAGCGGCUGCAGCUCGCUCUUCUCUCUGUCCAGCACCAGCACGAGCCGCGACAACGACAGCGCUGCCGCGGAGCCCGUGCCGCCGCCGCCGCCGUCUCUUCACCCGCUGCCCCCAGGCCGCCCUCUUCUGUCGCUGAGCGUCGGCGGCGGUGGGGAGGAGGAGCAGGAGGAUGAGGAGGAGUACCUGCUGGGUGGCCUGGAUCUGCAGCUGACUGGGGCCGGCGGCAGCAACAGCAGCGGCUGCUGCGAUGGCGACGACGAGCGCAAGAACAUCCGGAUGAUGAAGAACAGGGAGUCCGCGCUCCGCUCCAGGGCGAGGAAGAGGGCGUAUGUGCAAGAGCUGGAGAAAGAGGUUCGUCGCCUGGUGAAUGAGAACCUCAAGCUCAAGAGGCAGUGCAAACAACUCAAAAUGGAAAUGGCUGCACUGAUCCAGCCAAGCAGCAGCAGGAGUAACCCCCACAUCAGAAGAGCCUCCUCCUCCACUCAGCUCUAGCUACAACUCUGUGGUACAAGGAGCGUAAAAAUAAUCAUCCUCUUGCCAAUGCCUCGAUUAUAUCAAUUGCAUCCACUACAGCUUCUGCUGAUCCAGCACCUGCUCACUCCCAAGACCUACCGAGGAAGAAGGCCAAGAAGCAGGAUCCAUGGAUGAGAGGACACGCAAGAAUUACAAGCUAGCUAGACUGCUUCUUCUCUGAUGAUCUGAUCCAUGAAUGUGCAGUGCUUGGGAGUUGAAUGGAAUGAGUUGACACUCGAUCCGUUGAUGGAAUGGAAUGGAGAUUAAUGUUUGCCAUUUGGGUCAUAA
This is a messenger RNA of Panicum virgatum (switchgrass), 934 nucleotides long. RefSeq names its product bZIP transcription factor 27-like. The transcript is spliced from 3 exons. Gene Ontology annotation, cellular component: nucleus. The coding region runs from base 107 to 625 and encodes 172 amino acids. Gene Ontology annotation, biological process: positive regulation of DNA-templated transcription. Lineage: Eukaryota; Viridiplantae; Streptophyta; Magnoliopsida; Poales; Poaceae. The record is from RefSeq and is a predicted model, not a curated record. Gene Ontology annotation, molecular function: DNA-binding transcription factor activity.